This is a messenger RNA of Chanos chanos (milkfish), 3636 nucleotides long. It is a transcript of the gene ogdha, whose product is annotated as oxoglutarate dehydrogenase a. Gene Ontology annotation, biological process: tricarboxylic acid cycle. Gene Ontology annotation, molecular function: oxoglutarate dehydrogenase (succinyl-transferring) activity; thiamine pyrophosphate binding. The transcript has 25 exons. The record is from RefSeq and is a predicted model, not a curated record. Gene Ontology annotation, cellular component: mitochondrion; oxoglutarate dehydrogenase complex. Bases 316 to 3480 code for a protein of 1054 amino acids. NCBI's taxonomy places the organism in Eukaryota, Metazoa, Chordata, Actinopteri, Gonorynchiformes, Chanidae.
GGCGAAGACAGAGGGCAACGGGUGGUGGAGGGAGCCGUUAAAGACUGCACUGUACGAAUCUUUUAUCGGAAUAUUUUCAACCUCCAAGUGGGUUUGGAAAAGUCGGGGAGACUUGACACACAGGUGACCGAGUUCAAAGUCGAAAGCCCUCUGGACAGACGAGAGAAAAGAGCUUCUCUGAGGAACCUUUUUCGGGUUUUCGGAAGUGAGGGGAGGGGGCGAAAAUUAUUUUUCUCCUUCUCGUUGGUUGUACCGGAGACACAGAAGACGCUGCUGUCGUCAUUGUUGAGUGUGGCGUACGUUUAAAAGACUGCGAUGCACCGCUUAAGGACUUGUGCGGCAAAGCUGCGGCCAAUCACGGCCUCUCAGACUGCUAAGAACCUAUCACAGCAGAGGUCAUUGGCCACUCCCAGGACGUUUCAGCCAUUCAGGUGCUACACAGCACCUGUGGCUGCUGAGCCGUUUCUCAAUGGGACGAGCUCUAACUAUGUGGAGGAAAUGUACUAUGCAUGGUUGGAGAAUCCCAAGAGUGUACACAAGUCUUGGGACAUUUUUUUCAGAAACGCUAACGCAGGUGCCCCGCCAGGCACAGCCUACCAGAGCCCCCCUCCCCUGGGGGUCAGCCUGCCUAUUCUCAGCCAGGCCCAGUCUCUGGUCGGGGCUCAGCCCAACGUGGAGAAGCUGGUGGAGGACCAUCUGGCUGUGCAGUCCCUCAUCCGUGCCUACCAGAUCCGGGGGCACCAUGUCGCCCAGUUGGACCCUCUGGGAAUUAUGGACGCCGACCUGGACUCAUGCGUUCCUACUGAUAUUAUUACGUCAUCGGAUAAACUCGACCUCUCAAAGUACAAGGAGCGUCUGAGUGUUCUAACAGUUGGAGAAUCUGACUUCCAUCUUACCGAAAUAUCUCAGUCACAAAAUUGGCAGACUGGUUUCUAUGGGCUGGAUGAGUCUGAUCUGGACAAGGUGUUCCGUCUGCCUACCACCACCUUCAUCGGGGGGAGUGAGAGCGCUCUGCCCCUCCGCGAGAUCAUCCGACGCCUGGAGAUGGCUUACUGCCAGCACAUAGGUGUGGAGUUCAUGUUCAUUAAUGACCUGGAGCAGUGUCAGUGGAUCAGACAGAAGUUUGAGAGACCUGGAGUCAUGCAGUUCACCCUGGAGGAGAAGAGGACCCUGCUGGCCCGCAUGGUCCGCUCCACCAGGUUUGAGGAGUUUCUUCAGAGGAAGUGGUCAUCUGAGAAACGCUUUGGACUGGAGGGUUGUGAAUCUCUGAUCCCAGCGCUGAAAACCAUCAUCGAUAAAUCGAGUGAGAACGGGGUGGAGAACGUCAUUAUGGGCAUGCCCCACAGAGGACGACUGAAUGUGUUGGCCAACGUGAUCCGUAAGGAACUGGAGCAGAUCUUCUGCCAGUUUGACUCCAAGCUGGAGGCUGCUGAUGAGGGCUCAGGAGACGUGAAGUACCACUUGGGCAUGUACCACAGGAGGAUUAACCGUGUGACGGACAGGAACAUUACCCUGUCACUGGUGGCCAACCCCUCCCAUCUGGAGGCGGUGAACCCCGUAGUGCAGGGCAAGACCAAAGCAGAGCAGUUCUACUGCGGAGACACUGACGGCAACCGGGUGAUGUCCAUCCUUCUCCAUGGUGACGCUGCGUUUGCCGGGCAGGGCAUCGUCUACGAAACCUUCCAUCUCAGCGACCUGCCCUCUUACACCACUCAUGGCACCGUGCAUGUGGUCGUUAACAACCAGAUUGGCUUUACCACAGACCCCCGUAUGGCCCGAUCCUCUCCGUAUCCCACCGAUGUGGCGCGGGUGGUCAACGCUCCCAUCUUCCACGUCAACGCCGACGACCCCGAGGCCGUCAUGUACGUGUGUAACGUCGCCGCAGAGUGGAGAGCCACCUUCCAUAAGGACGUGGUGGUCGACCUGGUGUGUUACAGGCGUAAUGGUCAUAACGAGAUGGAUGAGCCCAUGUUCACUCAGCCGCUGAUGUAUAAACAGAUAAAGAAACAGAAAGGCGUCCUGCAGAAAUACGCCGAGAAGCUCAUUGCCGAGGGAGCCGUCACCAGACAGGAAUACGAGGAGGAGAUAGCGAAGUAUGAUAAGAUUUGUGAGGAAGCUCAUGCUCGCUCAAAAGACGAGAAAAUCCUCCACAUCAAGCACUGGCUGGAUUCCCCCUGGCCCGGUUUUUUCACUCUGGAUGGUCAGCCCAAGAGCAUGAGUUGUCCGUCCACAGGUCUGAGUGAGGAGGAGCUGUCACACAUUGGUCAGAUUGCAUCAUCUGUUCCUGUGGAGGAUUUCACCAUUCACGGGGGUCUGAGUCGUAUUCUGAAGGGCCGUGGUGAGAUGAUCCGGAACAGGACGGUGGACUGGGCGCUGGGAGAGUACAUGGCCUUCGGCUCCCUGCUGAAAGAGGGCAUUCACGUCCGUCUCAGCGGUCAGGACGUCGAGAGAGGCACCUUCAGUCACCGUCACCAUGUCCUUCAUGACCAGAACGUGGACAAGAGGAUCUGCAUCCCAAUGAACCAUGUGUCUCCAAACCAGGCACCCUACACCGUCUGUAAUAGCUCCCUGUCUGAGUAUGGAGUCCUGGGCUUUGAGUUGGGUUUUGCUAUGGCCAGCCCCAAUGCUCUGGUUCUGUGGGAGGCCCAGUUUGGAGACUUCCACAACACGGCUCAGUGCAUCAUCGACCAGUUUAUCUGCCCAGGCCAGGCCAAAUGGGUCCGCCAGAACGGCAUCGUCCUCCUGCUGCCUCACGGCAUGGAGGGCAUGGGACCAGAGCACUCCUCUGCCCGUCCUGAGCGGUUCCUGCAGAUGUGUAACGAUGACCCAGACGUUUUCCCGAAAAUCACUGAGGACUUUGCGGUGCGACAGCUGUACGACUGUAACUGGAUUGUGGUGAACUGCUCCACACCCGCCAACUACUUUCACGUGCUGAGGAGGCAGAUCCUGCUGCCCUUCAGGAAACCUCUUAUUGUGUUCACUCCCAAGUCUCUCUUGCGCCACCCGGAGGCCAAGUCCAACUUUGACCUGAUGUUGCCCGGUACUCACUUCCAGCGUUUGAUCCCUGAGGAGGGUGUUGCGACCCAGAACCCGGCUGAAGUCAAACGUAUCAUAUUCUGCACAGGAAAGGUUUACUAUGAGCUCACUCGCGAACGCAAGCAACGCGACAUGGAGAACACAGUCGCCAUUGCCCGCAUCGAGCAGCUGUCUCCGUUCCCCUUUGACCUGGUGAAGGCCGAGACGGAGAAGUACCCUAACGCUGAGCUGGUGUGGUGUCAGGAGGAGCAAAAGAACCAGGGUUACUACGAUUACGUCAAACCUCGCAUGCGCACCACCAUCGACCGCACAAAACCCGUCUGGUAUGCCGGUCGUGACCCGGCUGCCGCCCCAGCCACUGGGAACAAGAACACUCACCUUAUGGAGCUGAAGCGUUUUCUGGACGCUGCCUUCAACCUGGACGCUUUUAAGGAGCACGCUUAAGACAUCCCGUUCUCCUCCCCGCCCCCCCCCCCCAAAAAAAACCAUCAGCAUCACCAUCUCUCAUCAAACACACUCGCACACAGAACAACCACACGACUCCCCUCCGUCCUCCACACAUUCAACACACGCUGGCUUUUACCCCUCUGGACUCACUCC